CUAUCGCUGCAGGAGAAAAAAUGGUGAGAGAGGAGGAGAAAUCGAAGUGGUGGUGGUUCGAGAGUCAUCCCAAGAGCUCCAAGCAUUCUCAAUGGCUUCACUCAACACUCUCUGAGCUCGACGCCAAGACAAAGUCGAUGCUGAUGCUCAUCGAAGGAAACGCUGACUCUUUCGCCCAGCGUGCUGAGGCUUACUACAAGAAACGUCCUGAGCUUGUCAGCUUUGUCGAAGACUUCUAUCGAUCCCACCGUUCCUUAGCCGAGCGAUUCGAUCACUUGCGUUCUUCCGACCACCCCUCUCGCUCCUCUAAGCUUCCCCAAGAAUCCGUUUCUGACAGCAACUCUCUCUUUGAGUUUGAAGAUGCCGAUUCUGAGAUUGAAGACCCCGAUCAUGAGGAACACGACUCCUCUAGCAAAUUCGACCAAGAAACGUUGAAGCUGAUCCACGAGAGUGAUGCUCUGCGGAAGCAGCUUCUGUCCAAGGACGAAGAGAAGAGAGAGGUCAUUAGACAGCUUUCUCUAACUCUGGAGGCGCUCAAAGACGAGAACUCAAGGCUCAAGAGACUCCUUGGCCUCCACUCUCUCAAGAAGCCCACUGUUUCCCAUGUCAAUUUCUUCGGGAAGCUGUUUUACACCAUGUGCGAUGCCAACAACAAGGUCGUUUAGUUGGCUCAUUCAUCUACCUCAUGAGCUUAACUUAGCUUGUCUCUCUAUCUCGUUUCAAUUUCCUCUGUCUAUUAAGGUUUAAAAGAUCUGUCCUAGUCCUUUCCUGCUGUAUUAAUGGACCGAGACGAGAUCAUCGUGUAAAUUAUAUUAUAUAUCCUGCUUAAUGCAUGUUUUCUCAUUUCUUCAA
Messenger RNA from Capsella rubella, 852 nucleotides. Its product is annotated as protein NETWORKED 3C. The coding region runs from base 21 to 665 and encodes 214 amino acids. Gene Ontology annotation, molecular function: actin binding. The transcript has 2 exons. The record is from RefSeq and is a predicted model, not a curated record. Gene Ontology annotation, cellular component: vacuolar membrane. Lineage: Eukaryota; Viridiplantae; Streptophyta; Magnoliopsida; Brassicales; Brassicaceae.